AUGCCACACAUACCUGGUGUUUCCAAACAUCGGCGGACGUCCCUCACAAGCAGUCGCGGCUCCUCUAUAGACGAGACACGGCGACAUGAUGGUGGCGAAGAUGUCACCAAAGAGGAUGAGACUAUCAUAGACCCGGAGCAGGGCAAUAUGCUCACCCAUAUUAUAUCACAGCUGCGGCCCGGUGCCGAUCUGAGCAGAGUGACACUGCCCACGUUUAUCCUCGAACCACGGUCGAUGCUGGAGCGCAUAACAAAUUUCAUGGCACAUCCGGAAACCCUGCUUCCCAUUACCAAGAUUGAGGACCCUGUGCAAAGAUUCGUGGCUGUGACAAAGUUCUAUCUCAGUGGAUGGCACAUCAAGCCCCCUGGAGUCAAGAAGCCGCUCAACCCCAUACUCGGCGAGAUAUUCACCGGCUAUUGGGACUACCCAGAUGGCACCAAGGGAUACUACAUUGCCGAGCAAACGUCGCACCACCCACCAAAGUCGAGCUAUUUCUUUAUGGCGCCUGAACACCACAUCCGCAUUGACGGAACUCUCAAGCCCAGGAGCAAGUUUUUGGGAAACUCUGCUGCGAGUAUGAUGGAGGGCAUUGCGAUAUUGCGGCUCUUGAACACUGGUGAACGAUUCUUUGUCACACAACCUAACAUGUAUGCGCGCGGCAUUCUUUUCGGAACCAUGAAAUACGAACUCGGCGACCACGCCUAUAUUCGCUGUCCUGAGACUGGACUAAGCGCCGACCUUGAAUUCAAGACCAAGGGCUAUUUUAGCGGAACAUACAAUGCCAUUGGUGGCUUUAUCAAGGAUGCGAGCGGCAAGAACUUGUUCGAACUUUCCGGCCAAUGGAACGAGGAAAUGUACAUCAAGGAUCUGACGACUGGCAAGAAAGAGCUAUUGUUUGACGCCGCACAUACUAAGCAUACGCCACCCAGCGCACGCCCUCUGGAGGAACAAGACGAGCGAGAGUCACAGAGGCUGUGGCAUGAAGUGACAGAAGCCGUGAAGCGGAGGGACCAGGACGUUGCAACGGAUGCAAAGGCCAAGAUCGAAGACAGGCAACGUCAAGAAGCCGCAAAACGAAACAGCGAGGGUGUUGACUGGCACCCGCAACUCUUUAGGCGCGUAAGGGGCGGUCACGGUGGGAGCGAAGAAGGCGAGGAAGACUUGGAUUGGAUCAUUAACGCCAAGAUUGACGGAAAGACCCCAGAAGAGGUGGUCAAACAGAUCCUGCAAAUCCAUGCCAUACUCCCCGGUCAGAAGCCCGAGAAACAAUUCAACAUUCCUUCACGGACAUCGAGUAUCCAUCGGACUCAAACAAACGAGUCGAUUCAGCCCAUUCAGCAGGUGCCUACUGAGCAGGUGCAACCCGCACAAUCUCAGCCGACUACUGUACAAUCAGAGCCCGCAGAAAUAGCACAGCAUCAGCAACAGAGCGUAGGUCCUCCCAGCAACUUCGACGGAACAACGGCUCAUGCCACGCCCCCAAUAAACAGCAGUAACCCCACCGACCCGAGUAAUGCACAACCGCCACCUCUCGAAAAUCUAGCUCUCGAAAAGCCAGCAUCUCAGCCAGAGACGGCCCCGUCUGAAAACCCACCAAAGUUCGCCGAUGAACUCCCGCCAAGCAAACUGCUUCAUUCCAACCCUGCCAAAGAAGCACACAAGGAUGAUCUCUUGCGGAGAACAGACAGCCAGACAUUGGAGGAAGAAGAGUUUCAUGACGCGCAAUCGUGA
This is a messenger RNA of Bipolaris oryzae ATCC 44560, 1731 nucleotides long. RefSeq lists its product as uncharacterized. Gene Ontology annotation, cellular component: membrane; intracellular membrane-bounded organelle; cytosol. Gene Ontology annotation, molecular function: sterol binding. The transcript has 8 exons. The record is from RefSeq and is a predicted model, not a curated record. Bases 1 to 1731 code for a protein of 576 amino acids. Lineage: Eukaryota; Fungi; Ascomycota; Dothideomycetes; Pleosporales; Pleosporaceae.